This is a messenger RNA of Schistosoma bovis, 1110 nucleotides long. Lineage: Eukaryota; Metazoa; Platyhelminthes; Trematoda; Strigeidida; Schistosomatidae. The record is from the annotation of a GenBank genome assembly.
AUGCAUCCUUCUAAAUGUUCAGUGGUGGAAGCAAAACGAGCUCUACCAAAAGAAGUACUGAGUUCAAGUAAUGCUUUAGUGAAACAACGAAGUUUAUUACCUAAUGCAUUUGCUUUACCAAAUGAAGUUGAUUCAGCAGCUACAGCUGCGGCUACUAUAGCUGCAGCUGCUCUUGCAUCAAGACAACAACAACAUCAACAGCAACAACACUAUCAGAAUAUAAAUCAAAAUUUACAGAACUCAGGAUCUGCAUUUGUAUCACUUGCUUAUGCAUCAUUGAUGCCAUUCAAUCAGUUUCAAUCAUUUCCAUUAACAUCUAACAAUUAUGUUGGACAACCUUUAACUACAUCAAAUCUAACAAUGGAAUCCUCAGGUAUACAUCAUCAAAAUCUUCAUCAUUCAAAUCCUAUUGAAUUCCCAUCUGCAGCUGUUCUACCAAAUGGUCAUUCUACAACAAUGACUAGAUUUCCACAACUUGGUAUUCAGUCUGAUGUAAAUCUUCAACCUUCAUGUCCUUUAAAUUUUACUUAUAAUUCACCUACAGCCUAUAUAAAUUCUACAGGGACAUUAACAUCAGUUGGUAAUUAUUUAAAUACAACCAUUCCAAAUCUUAUAAAUCUUGCACCAUCUGGAACAAUUCAAGCAUUAUUACCUAAUUUAACUUAUAAUAUUUUAACAAAUUUAAAUGAUCAACGUAAUCAACCACUUCAUACACAUCAAUCACAACAAACUAUUGGACAACAAUCAUUACAACAACAACAACAACAACAACACCACCACCAACAGCAACAACACAAUCAGUCGUUACCUUCUAUUCAAUUAGAUGUUGAAACAUUAAAACAACAGAUUCAACUACAGAAUUGGUCAAAUAAUACACCAUAUUCAUUGAUAGCAUUAAACCAAAAGGCUUUAGGACAAAUUCAUUCACCUUCUAAUUUAUUAAAUUUUAAUCCCAAUCAAAAAAUCCCUAAUAUACAACCAAAUGAUGUAACAACAACACCAAUUCAUUUAACAGAUACAUCACCAACAAUGUGGUUACUUCCAGCGAAAAUUCCACGUUCCUUCAAUUGUAUUAUACAUCAUUCAACAAAUACUCCAUUAGUCAGGUAG